Messenger RNA from Cladocopium goreaui, 981 nucleotides. The record is from the annotation of a GenBank genome assembly. NCBI's taxonomy places the organism in Eukaryota, Dinophyceae, Suessiales, Symbiodiniaceae.
AUGGCAGAGUAUUGGUACGACGAGGCCUACCAUGGGCUGGGACUGGCUAUACCUCAAGGAUUCUUUGCGGUACACAUUGGCGCUCUGAAGAUUGGCAUUCAGAUGCAGGGACCAAGCUAUGCCAACUUGGUGAUGGCUGCCGAGCUUUUGGGAGAUUCUGCUGCGGUGGAGAAGUGGUUCCGCAUGGCAUGCCAGAGGCAGGCCGCUGUCCAAGAAAGCUUCAUCGAAAAACUCUUGCAGAGAGCCCCGGAGCUGGGUUGGUCUAUCUUGAUGGAUCGCCAAGAUCUUUCGGGUGCACGGGCCUGGCUACAACGUGCCAAAGAGGACGUGGCCACGGGUGAACGGUUGGGGUGCAGCACCUUUCCGACGCGCAUCGUCAUCUCGGACACGGAACACCGUGCUAUCUCGAUGGAUCAGUUGUCGCGGAUUUGGGCUUUCAUCAAACAGCACUGCAGGCGUUGGCAUGAUUUCUUCAAGAUUUCGCCCACUCGAGGUCAGCCGUUGACCGCAGAGAUCAUCAACUUGUAUCACUUGGAUGCCUGGCUCAUCCGCCCCGCCACCCAGGCGGAGAAUUGUUCCAUGGUGGAGCUGAUGGCAUCGAAGGCGCAGACGCCGCAGUGGUUCAUCUCCCAUUGGUGGGGUGAACCCGUGCAUGCCUUUACCACUUGUGUUAAGCGCCAUGCAGAGAUUCGACAACUGCCGGGCACGUCCUGCUACUGGGUUUGCGCCUAUGCAAAUCGGCAGCAUGCCCUGAGCCAGGAGGUGGCUGCGGAUCCCAGAGAGACCAGUUUUUUUCGCGCGCUGAAUCUCAGUGAAGGUGUCCUCCUGAUCUUGGAUGAAGCCACAGAAUCUUCGGGCCCCGCCACACCCUUCACCAGGAUUUGGUGCGCCUUCGAAGAGUUCGUGGCGUUGACGCCGGGCGCCCGCCUCGGCUGCUGCUGGACAUCGCGGCGGCGGAGAAGGGGACGCCGCAGCUGUUGA